Molecule: messenger RNA, 996 nt
Organism: Purpureocillium lilacinum
Lineage: Eukaryota; Fungi; Ascomycota; Sordariomycetes; Hypocreales; Ophiocordycipitaceae
Product: NADH-cytochrome b5 reductase
Biological process (GO): ergosterol biosynthetic process
Molecular function (GO): cytochrome-b5 reductase activity, acting on NAD(P)H
Source: RefSeq, a predicted model, not a curated record
AUGUUUGCCAGAUCUGCUUUCCGCGCGGCCCAGCCGCUCAAGACGCACGCCCGCCGGUACGCCACCGAGUCCGGCGCCAAGCCCGGUUCCAACACCUUCCUGUACCUGGCCGGCGGUGCGGCCCUCGCCGGUGCCGGCUACUACUACUUCGCUGGCACGCCCGCGGUGCAGCAGGCCGAGGCCAAGGUCAAGCAGGCCACGGGCGCCGCUCCCAAGCCUGCCUUCACCGGCGGCGACCAGGGCUUCGUGUCCCUGAAGCUGGCCGAUGUCGAGAACGUCAACCACAACACCAAGCGCUUCCGCUUCGAGCUGCCCGAGGGCGACAUGGUCUCGGGUCUGCACAUUGCCAGCGCGAUCCUGACCAAGUACAAGGGCCCCAACGACGAGAAGGCCACGCUGCGGCCUUAUACCCCCAUCAGCGACGAGAGUGCCCAAGGUUACGUUGACCUCCUCGUGAAGAAGUACCCCGACGGCCCCAUGAGCAGCCACCUGCACAACAUGGUCCCCGGCCAGCGUCUCGACUUCAAGGGACCCCUCCCCAAGUACUCGUGGGCCGAGAACAAGCACGAGCACAUCGGCCUUAUUGCCGGCGGCACCGGCAUCACGCCCAUGUACCAGCUGCUGCGCACCAUCUUCAGCAACCCCAACGAGAAGACCAAGGUGACGCUCGUCUUUGGCAACGUCUCCGAGGAGGACAUCCUGCUGAAGAAGGAGCUCGCCGAGCUGGAGAACACGUACCCGCAGCGGUUCCGCGCCUUCUACGUCGUCGACAAGGCCCCCAAGGGCUGGGCCGGCAACACGGGCUUCAUCACCAAGGACCUGCUCAAGACGGUGCUGCCCGAGCCCAAGAGCGACAACAUCAAGCUCUUCGUCUGCGGCCCGCCCGGCCUGAUGAAGGCCAUCUCGGGCAACAAGGUCAGCCCCAAGGACCAGGGCGAGCUGACGGGCGCCCUCAAGGAGCUCGGCUACGAGAAGGAGCAGGUGUACAAGUUCUAG